ACGGCGGAAAACUACCACUGCCUACAAAACAUGCUUUUGAAGUUGUAUUUCUCCCAAUGGAUUCUACCAAAACUGAAAAGGAAAAGGGUCAUGGACCUGGUAGUCACAAUUCAGUAGAGAUUGAAGGCGUCAGUUGGCCGCCUUUAGUGUCUAAAGAAAGUUUAAAGGCAAUCAAAAACUUUGAUGUCCGGAACGAUGAUGUUUGGAUUGCUUCUUAUCCGAAAGCAGGCACUCACUGGGUCGCUGAAAUAUGUCAUCUCAUUCUGAACAACGGUGACUUAGAGAAAGUCGACAGACAGCAAGAGCCCUUACCCCUAGAGUUUGAAGCCAUGGCGACGAUCAGCGAGUUGGCAAAGUUUGGUGGGACAGAGCGGCUUCCACGAUACCGAGCAGCUCCGGGAUGGAAAUCUCCUCGUGUUAUCGUCACUCACGUCCCAAGAAGCUUCCUCCCGGACCAACUUUUGAAAGAGAAAAAAGGAAAGAUUAUAACACCCGUUCGAAACCUAAAGGACACAAUGGUUUCAUAUUACCAUUUCUACAAAGGCAUGAUGGCACACAAACUAAAGGAUUUAACAUUUGCAGAAAGUUUGGAGGUGAACUGUUUUGGAGACAAAAUUAACUAUUCAUCCUGGUUUGAUCAUGUGCUUGAAUAUUGGGAACAUCGUCAUGACGAUGGAAAUCUGGUUCUUAAAUAUGAAGACAUGAAACGAGACACACGAGGAGCCGUCAUUCAGAUAGCAGACCACCUAGAGCGCCCUCUAUCAGAUGAAGUGAUUGAUAAAAUAACAGGUUUGGUUUCUAUGGAGAAGAUGAAAACAAGAUAUCAUGUAGCUGGUGAACCUAGAGAGUUUAAGGACGAUGGGACAGCCAUCAAAAGUGGUGCACCAAACCUCAUGCGAAAAGGAAUUGUCGGAGAUUGGAAGUCUGCGUUCACUGUGGCUCAGAAUGAGAGAGUGGAUGAACUCUACAGAGAGAAGAUGAAAGACACAGAUCUGGAGUUUGAUUUUGGUCUAUAAGCCGUAAGGGUGGACCACACUAAAUCGGCCGAAGUUCACGUGCCAAGCUGAUUAUCUUAGAGUGUAGGCCCUCACAAUCUUUUGAAUAAGAACGUUUUGUGGGGUCAUGCAACUUAAAUAGAUUGUGUAUUUGUAAGAAUCUGUCACAACCUCGUGUUCUGGAUUUUCAACUGUCGAGGAGAUUUGAUUAAAUUGAGCAUUAAAGUUGGUCCUAUUUAGCUUGGGAAUUGGAGGAGUGCCCCAUGUAAAAUGGCAGCAAGUCGUUUUGGGAAAAAAGGACUUUUUGGUGGUGUUUUAUUUGUGGGUAAUUAGCAAAUAAAAUUAUUUUAGUAUUGAAAGUAUUUUAGUAUCGAAACAAAUAAAUCAAAUUGUUAAUUUAAAAAAAUUCAAAUUAUAUAAGCUUUAUAUGUGAUAGACACUUGAUGUUAGACCUUUUGGUUGAAUUAAUUCUUUGUAUUAUUCCUUUCAGAGUGGCUGCACAGUAUUAAUGAUUACAUUAUUUCAUUAAGUAAUAAAUAGGAACUUCUUAUGAUUUUGAACCUCAUUAUGUUACAUGGAAUGGUCACAGCUAAAAUUUUAUUAUGAAAAUAUUCGAAUUAUAUAUCUAAGCCAGUUACAAGACAAUGUUUUGUUUAAUUGUUAGUUUGUUUGGUUGUUUGGUUGUUUGGUUGUUGUUCAUUGAUUCGUUCGUCGUUG
This is a messenger RNA of Asterias rubens (European starfish), 1712 nucleotides long. Its product is annotated as sulfotransferase family cytosolic 1B member 1-like. The record is from RefSeq and is a predicted model, not a curated record. Gene Ontology annotation, molecular function: sulfotransferase activity. Gene Ontology annotation, biological process: sulfation. The coding region runs from base 57 to 1016 and encodes 319 amino acids. NCBI's taxonomy places the organism in Eukaryota, Metazoa, Echinodermata, Asteroidea, Forcipulatida, Asteriidae. The transcript has 6 exons. Gene Ontology annotation, cellular component: cytoplasm.